Molecule: messenger RNA, 28926 nt
Organism: Podarcis lilfordi (Lilford's wall lizard)
Lineage: Eukaryota; Metazoa; Chordata; Lepidosauria; Squamata; Lacertidae
Source: the annotation of a GenBank genome assembly
AGGGCAGCUGCUGAAGACAACUCCAUAAGUCGGUGUGGACAGAGAGAGAGUGUGUGUGUUGGGCAUUCCAUGGCUUCCCUCUGAGCACAGUCCUGGAUACAGUAUCUCAUGAGGAAGAGCAAUAAACAGGGGACUUAAAAGAGGAUAUACACCCGGAACUCCUAAGCAAGCAGGUAUGCGGUGUGAAAAAGGAAGAAUAAACUGGAUAGUUUAGCGAGGUCUCCUAGAAGAAAGGGUGGGUGGAGAGCAUGAGGUUUUUGCUUGUUACUCCUUCGCAAAGGAGCUGGUGCCUGCUGUGUUGGUAAAGGCGAAAAACAACAACACCUAAGCAACUUGGGGGAGCAGCUAUUAAGUUAGGUCUCAUGCGUUUUUGGAGAAGGGAGGUUUGAGUCCUACAGAGUUAAGGAGAGGAACGAAGGAUGGAAGAAUACAGGCUGCUGGAGAGGAAAGUGAUGCGACCCAGUUGUAAAAUAGGUAGGGGACCCUGUACCUUUAAUAGCUGUGUCAGAGACAGAAGUUGUUGUGUUGCUGGCCUUCUCUGCAAUUGUAAAAGGCAUCUAUGCUACAUCUUCUUAUAAUCCAUCACCCUAGGGGGAGGCUUUUUAAUGGAUUAGAAUCACAGCUCCCCCCCUCCCUGCCUUUCCCCAUUUGCUUGGGUGGCUCUUGUGCUUUUAAAGCUGGCAGAAAUUCAACAGGUUGGGCAAACUUUCCCUAUCGCUGCAUCAGUUCCUGUCACAGACAUUUAGAGACAGAUUAUGAGAAAACUCCUGACUGAAAAGUGUGGCGUCUCUAAAGCGGGUGGACAUAGUCCAGGAUUUUCUCUGGAAAUGAAUGGGUGGCAUGGGAACAUGACUCCAAGAUGGUUUGAUGGCCUUACAAUUAAAAAAAAAAAAAUCAUCCUGACUUACGGCUCCUUAAUUAAUAUUUAUUUUAUCAUUACUUUCAUAUCACAACUUCCCUCCAAGGAGCUAAAAAGUGGUGUGCCAAGUUCUCCCCAGCCUAAUUUCACCCUCCCAACAACUCUGUGAGGUAGGUUAAGCUGAGAGAUGGUGGCUGGCCCCAUGUCAGCCACUGAGUUUCAUGGCUGAGUGGGCAUUUGAACCCUGGCCUUCCAGAUCGUAGCCCAGCAGUCUAACCACUGCACUGUAUGUUACACCCUCCUCUCUUUGUAGAGGACCCAAGAGUCUCUGCUUCCUUUGGUUUCUAUAUAGCCCUCUAACUCACCAUAAAGGUGGGGUUCUAAAUAAACAACGUAAUAUAAUCUUAUCUGCAAUUUCCUGUGUGGCACCUAAUGUACCUGGCAGGCUUGGGUUGGACAGGCAGUGAAACAGGAGUGGCUGUUUUCUCAAGGAAGUCCACCACAAUCUUGUAAAGUACUAUUUCCUUCACUCUUCUGGAAAAACACGAGCAGAACAAUCUCAUUAUACUAUUCCCCCACUCUUCUUGUAUGCUUUAGGAACUGUGACCGUACAAAGGGAUGGCCCACGAUUCAGCCGAGGAGAUGCACCUGCAGCUGUGAAAGGACACCCUUCUUUAAACUUUUGGCUUCCUCCACACCUCCCUGCGAAAGCAAUUCCCACCCACUGCAUAACAGGAAAAUCAGCCUGCAGAAGAUAUGUUCAGUUGUGAACCUGUCACACAUCUGAAUGGCUGAGAUCUAAGAAGCUGAGCAGGUAAAAGGAGGACAUGUGCUCCUGUUCAUUGGAUGGAAAUCCCAGUGCUGAAUCUUGAAAGCUGAUUGGCUAAGAAGAAUCGGCAACCUUAAACUCUUCCUUGGAUAAAAGGAGGAAAGAUUUCAUAAUGCUAAUUCACCAGUCAGCAGGGAUGCACUCUUCAUCCUCAUAGGCUAAGAACAGAAUACUGUAUUAUUUCACUGGUUGAUUGGCUGGAGAGUCUGGCCGGCAUGGGAUUUUAAUUUCUUCUUCAUUCAUUGGGUCUGCUUAAGGCACUUGUUCCAGGAACUGACAGACUGCCAUUGGCCAAGGACUGUGGGAAUUUCCACCUUUGGGGUGACCUAGACCCAGUUGUUUAUUCACAGAAAAUAGCAAUCAUCCUAGCAGAUAACUGGUGCAGAAUAUUCUCAUUGCCUAGGUGAGGAUAACUUCUGACUUCUGGCCCGUAACAGAAGACGAAACUUCUCACCAGAAACAACUGGAUCUAGGAAAGUUGGAACUCUUUGAUUAAUCAUUUUGAGAUGUUUCUACACUCUCACACAGCCAUUUUCUGCAAGUGUGGGAAAGUGUCUGCAAGUGGAAGGACGAGUAGUGGUUUUUCCAAAUGAACUUCUGGAAGGUUUUGGCUUUGUGAAUGUGUAGGAGGUGUAUUUCCUUUUUGUAAAAAAAAAAAAAAAUCAUCUGAAGCUGCAAAAAAGAGGAUUGCACAGACUGGCAGAAGACGUCAGAGAAAGAACUACUGUUCUCGAGAUGUGCCUUGAAAGGUUACCUGGCAAGACAAGAUAAUAUUAUGCCGGUUGAUGCACAGUUUCACAAACUCAACAAGAGAACCUAGGAGAUUUAUGCUCUUGGAUGCUGUUUUUUAAACCCAAUAGGCUCAACCCCCAAUCAGAGAGCCCAGCUUGUAUUAUUCUCACUGUUCUAACCUUCUAGACCUCCCUGCCCACCCAAGUGUCACACAGCUUGCUGGUUCCCUUUAGUCUUUGCCUACUAAGCAAGAGUUUCCUCCUGCCCCACAUUCUGCUAAUCUCGUCAUCCCCCAUAAAGAUUGCAGAGUCCAGUUGCAUACAAGAGAGCUGAUAGCCCAACUAGAGAUUUGUUCCAUAGGCUCUUAGUUUCAAAUGAAUUUCCCAUAAUUUCCACCAGUGGGAAUGAAGGCAAUUCACAAACUGAAGUGGGUGACAGCUCUAGUAGAUUAUUUUUGUUUGUAAAUGUCCUGUGUCCUGUGUAAAGGUGGCACAACCUUGAAUUAUGAUUCAAGGGGAUGCUAGAGUAACAGGCAAACAGUUGUGUGGCCACCAGCUCUAGCACUGGUUAGUACAACUGGUACUUUGGGCAUUUGUUUUGUAUUUUACGGCUGUUCCCCAUCCACCCCCGGACAUAUUUUUUGAGCAGUGAUUACCAGGAUAACUACCGUUACUCAUACCUUUGGAUGUAGAUCAUAUUGUGUUUAGGGUUAAAAGGGUUUUAGAAUCAAAUUAUACUCUUCAUGAGGCUGAGAUCUGGAAUCUAGAGGCACCAACUCUAUUUUGACAUGUACCAUGAAAAUGGGUUGCCUAUAUGAUAGUUCCCAUGAAUGUAAAUAGAGAGCAGGUGAUAAGGAGUUAUGGAUGUGGUAAACUGAGAUGCAGUGUCAACGUUAGGCUUAUCUGGACAAGGGGUGGAAGGAGGUCCUGAGUCCUGGUAUCCAGCAUUAGAAUAAUCCAGUGUGCCAUCAGGGUUUAGAAAGUGAAACUAAGGCGCUUAGGUCACCUGAAAACGGUGAAAGUUAUGGUUGAACUAGCCACUGGGGCUGUCCCAUGAACAAUGAUCGUUCUUAUUUCUAUGCCCUCAACAGCUGCAGAGGCUAAAAUCCACACACAGAAGUUCUGUUAAAGAGGCAGGAGCAGGGCACGCUUUUUCUUUUUCAACAUGACAGAAGAAUUUUAGGUUAAGGAUGCAAGAUUAUAUGGCUGCUUACCCAGAGGGUUUGGAAAGGCCCGCUCUGGUUACAGGGUAGAGUUGUGGGUAUAAUUGAAUGCCCUUUCCCCAAAGGCCAUGGCAGGUUCCCAGGUCCUCUGCUUGGAGAGCGAAGAGCCGUAUGCUAAAGUAACGGAAUCGAACCCUGAAUUUUAUUAUUGUGAGGGUCAGCGGGUAGCUCUCGAAGCGCUGCUCACUAAAGGCGAAGAGGCGUUUAAGGAGUGCAUCUCCCAGGAAAAGCUGCGCCCCUUUCUGUCAGAUGGAGAGCUGCAGGAACUGAAGGCAGCUGCAGAAGACUCGUGGGCUUCCUCGCCAGGUGGAACUGGCAAUGGUGGCCACAGGGGCAAGGGAUCAAGCCUCAGCUACUGGCCUGGACGUUCGGACGAGCCUACUCCAGAGCUGGAGCUAGGGUGGCCGGAGAACAGCGUUUGGAAAGGGAUUACCCGUGUGGAGGUCUAUACCCACCCACCAGGAGAGGGAGCGCCCCACAUCAAGGAGCUGGUGCGAAGAUACAUCCAGCAAGCCAACAAGGUACUGAGGAAAGGUAGCAGCAUCCUUCUAGAUGUUGUGGAUAUGGAGGAGAAUAGCCACAUUAGCCAAAGGUGCAUUUCAUAGAAUCAUAGAGUUGGAAGAGACCACAAGGGCCAUCGAGUCCAACCCCCUGCCAAGCAGGAAACACCAUCAGAGCACUCCUGACAUAUGGUUGUCAAGCCUCUGCUUAAAGACCUCCAAAGAAGGAGACUCCACCACACUCCUUGGCAGCAAAUUCCACUGUCGAACAGCUCUUACUGUCAGGAUGUUCUUCCUAAUGUUUAGGUGGAAUCUUCUUUCUUGUAGUUUGUAUCCAUUGCUCCGUGUCCGCUUCUCUGGAGCAGCAGAAAACAACCUUUCUCCCUCCUCUAUGUGACAUCCUUUUAUAUAUUUGAACAUGGCUAUCGUCUUGUAAAUUUUUUUAUUAAUUUACAACAAAACAUACAUAAAAUUUUUCACAUCCAAUUUUCACAAAUUGCUUCUUUUCUGGACUUCCUUCAGUUUCUCCGUAAACCAUCCAUAGUCAUUAUUUUAAAUACGCAUUUUGUAAUUUAUAUUGUCAUUAUUUAUACCCUUAGUUUCCUUUCUCUUUAAACAAUACUUCUUGGUUUUUCACAGUACUUUUUUAAACCCCUCUAGCGUCAUCUGUCCCUCACUUAUACUUUCCAGAUAUUCCACAAAUUUCCCCCAGUCCUCGAUGAACUUUUGGUCUCUCAGAUAUCUAAUUUUCCCAGUCAGUUUAUCCAACUCUGCAUAGUCUAACAGCUUCAUUCUCCAUUCUUCCACUGUCAGUAUUUCCUGUUGUUUCCAUUUCUGAGCCAGUAACACUCUUGCUGCAGUCACUGCAUAUUGGAAAAAUUUACAGUCCUUUCUCUUUAUCUCAUUUCCUAAUAUUCCUAACAGAAAGGCUUCAGGUUUCUUUGUAAAUGUGUAUUUUAGAAUCUCCUUCAAUUCAUUAUAUAUCCUUUCCCAGAAGUCUUUCACUUUCUUACAUUCCCACCACAUAUGAUAAAAAGAGCCUUCUUUAUCUUUACAUUUCCAACACUUAUUACAUGUCUUAUACAUUUUUGCUAAUUUCACCGGUGUUAUAUACCAUCUAUAAAACAUUUUCAUAACAUUCUCUUUUAACGUCAUACAUGCUGUAAAUUUUAGAUUUUCUUUCCAUAGUUUUUCCCAAUCCUCAAAUUGUAUAUUAUAUCCAACAUCUCUGGCCCAGUGUAUCAUUACCGACUUAACUUCCUCAUCUUUUAAAUUCCAUUCUAACAACAGCUUGUACAUUUUGGAUAGAAUUUUGUGAUCAUUAUUUAUUAUUUCAAUCUGAAAUUUUGAAUCUUUAUCAGCAUAACCGCCAUCUUUGUUAUCUUUCCUAAACAUUUCAUUUAUUUGAAAAUAAUGCAACCAAUCAUAUACAUGUUCUUUAACUUGUUCGUAUGGUUUCAUUUUCCAUUUACCCCUUUCUUUAAAUAGCAGUUGACCAUAUGUGAUCCAAUUGCCUCUCAUAUUAAUUUUCUUUACACUCAUGACUUCUAACGGAGAUAACCAGUGUGGUACUUUAGGUUCUAAUAGGUUUUUGUACCUAUCCCAUACUUCAAUCAAAGGACCUCUGAAGAUGUGGCUCUCAAAACCUUUAUGGAUUUUCUUUUUCUCAUACCAUAAAUAUGCGUGCCACCCAAAUCUGUUAUCAAACCCCUCUAAAUCUAACAGUUCUUUGUUUUCUAGUUUUAUCCAGUCUUUCAACCAGCAAAGGCAAGAUGCCUCAUAAUAUAAUUUCAAGUCUGGCAGGGCAAAGCCUCCUCUUUCUUUCGCAUCUGUUAAUAACUUAAACUGAAUUCUCGGCUUUUUGCCCUGCCAAAUAUAUCUUGAAAUUGCUCUUUGCCAUUCUUUGAAAAUCUUGUUUCCCUUAAUUAUAGGGAGAGUCUGGAAUAAAAAUAACAUCUUUGGGAGCACGUUCAUCUUAAUUGUAGAUAUCCUACCCCAAAGUGACAACUUCAUUCUUCCCCACACCUCUAGGUCCUUUCUUAUUCCAUUCCACACUGGUUCGUAAUUGUUCUUGUAUAAAUCUAUAUUUUUAGGGGUUACCCAUAUUCCUAGAUAUUUCACCUUUCUGACCACCUCUAUCUCUGUUUGUUGUUGCAUUACUUCAAUUACACUUUGAUCCAUAUUCUUCACAAUCAUUUUCGCUUUCUUCUUAUUUAAUCUAAAACCUGCCACUUUUCCAAAUUGCUCAAUUUCUUCCAAUACUUCUUUUGCUGUGUUCAUUGGUGGUUCUAUCGUUAUUACCAAAUCAUCUGCAAAUGCUUUAACUUUAUAUUCAUUUUGGCCAAUUGUUACUCCUUUUAUUUUCCUAUUUUGUCUUAUCGAAUUCAAAAGAACUUCUAACACCAUUAUGAAUAAUAAUGGGGAAAGUGGACAUCCUUGUCUUGUUCCUUUUGCUAUCUUUAUUUCUUCUGUAACUACAUUAUUUAUAAUCAAUUUUGCUUUUUGUUCUGUAUAAAUUGCCUUUAUUCCAUUGAAGAAUUCUUUACCAACCUCCAUAUGUUCCAAAUUUUUUAACAUAAAGUCCCAUGUUAUAUUGUCAAAGGCCUUCUCUGCAUCCACAAACAUCAUUAUGGCUUGUUUCUCAUUCCUGGCAGACAGAUAUUCCACUAUAUUUAUUAUAUUUCUUAUAUUGUCUUUCAUCUGCCUGCCUGGUAAGAAACCCGCUUGAUCCCUGUGAAUAAUUUCUAACAAUAUAUUUUUCAUUCUUUUCGCAAGAAUUCCUGUGAAAAUUUUAUAGUCUGUGUUUAAUAAUGAGAUUGGCCUGUAGUUUUUUACUUGGGUUAGAUCUGAAUCCUGUUUUGGAAUUAAUGUAAUAUAUGCUUCUUUCCAUGUUUCUGGUAUGUCUCUUUCUCUUAAGAUGUUGUUCAUUACUUCUUUCAAUGAACAUGGCUAUCAUAUCACCCCUUAACCUUCUCUUCUCCAGGCUAAACAUGCCCAGCUCCCUUAGCUGUUCCUCAUAAGGCAUCGUUUCCAGGCCUUUGACCAUUUUGGUUGCCCUCCUCUGGACACGUUCCAGUUUGUCAGUGUCCUUCUUGAACUGUGGUGCCCAGAACUGGACACAGUACUCCAGGUGAGGUCUGACCAGAGCAGAAUACAGUGGCACUAUUACUUCCCUUGAUCUAGAUGCUAUACUCCUAUUGAUGCAGCCCAGAAUUGCAUUGGCUUUUUUAGCUGCCGCGUCACACUGUUGGCUCAUGUCAAGUUUGUGGUCAACCAAGACUCCUAGAUCCUUUUCACAUGUACUGCUCUCAAGCCAGGUGUCACCCAUCUUGUAUUUGUGCCUCUCAUUUUUUUUGCCCAAGUGCAAUACUUUACAUUUCUCCCUGUUAAAAUUCAUCUUGUUUGUUUUGGCCCAGUUCUCUAAUCUGUCAAGGUCGUUUUGAAGUGUGAUCCUGUCCUCUGGGGUGUUAGCCACCCCUCCCAGUUUGGUGUCAUCUGCAAAUUUGAUCAGGAUGCCCUUGAGUCCAUCAUCCAAGUCGUUGAUAAAGAUAUUGAAUAAGACCGGGCCCAAGACAGAACCCUGUGGCACCCCACUAGUCACUCUUCUCCAGGAUGAAGAGGAACCAUUGAUGAGCACCCUUUGGGUUUGGUCAGUCAGCCAGUUACAAAUCCACUGAGUGGUAGCAUAGUCAAGACCGCAUUUUACCAGCUUCUUUACAAGAAUAUCAUGGGGCACCUUGUCAAAUGCCUUGCUGAAAUCAAGGUAGGCUACAUCCACUGCGUUCCCUUCAUCUACCAGGCUUGUAAUUCUGUCAAAAAUGAGAUCAGGUUAGUCUGACAUGACUUAUUUUUCAGAAAUCCAUGCUGACUAUUGGUGAUCACAGCAUUCCUUUCUAGGUGCUCACAGACUGUUUGCUUAAUGAUCUGCUCCAGAAUCUUCCCUGGUAUUGAUGUCAGACUGACUGGGCGGUAAUUAUUUGGGUCCUCUCUUUUCCCCUUUUUGAAAAUAGGGACAACAUUUGCCCUCCUCCAGUCUGCCGGGACUUCACCUGUUCUCCAGGAAUUCUCAAAGAUGACUGCCAGUGGUUCUGAGAUCACAUCUGCCAGUUCUUUUAAUACUCUUGGAUGCAGUUCAUCUGGCCCUGGAGACUUGAAUACAUCUAAACUAGCCAAGUAUUCUUGUACCAUCUCCUUAGUUAUUCUGGGCUGUGUUUCCUCUGCUGAAUCAUUUGCUCCAAAUUCUUCAGGUCGGGCAUUGUUUUCUUUAUCGGAGAAGACUGAGGCAAAGAAGGCAUUGAGGAAUUCAGCCCUUUCUGUGUCCCCUGUUUGCAUUUCACCAUCUUCUCCUCUGAGUGACCCCACUGUUUCUUUGUUCUUCCUUUUGCUACGAACAUACCCAUAAAAGCCUUUUUUGUUGCUUUUAACCUCUCUAGCAAGCCUGAGUUCAUUCUGUGCUUUAGCUUUUCUGACUUUUCUAAAACAUACAUUUCCACAUAAUUACCGUACUUCACAACAACCCCCGCUUUCUUUCUCUUUUUAUCUCUCAUCUCUCUCAAAACUGCCCCCUAUCUUGUGAGUGUGAUAUGUGAUCCACAGUAAAAAAGGAUCAAAAACAGUGGCACAAAUAGUAUUGAUUCUCAGUGUACUUCAAGGAAGCUCUAUCUCUGGGAAAUGAAAUUAAAACACCACCACUUGGGAGAACUUUUCUGCUGCAGCUCAGUUGAGCAGAUACAGACUGUGAUCCUAUAAUCACUAACCUGGGAGUAAGCAGCACUGAACUUGGUAAAGUUAUUUUCCAAACAGACACAUACAUGAUUUUGCUCUAAAUUCCACUCCACUCCACCGCUAGAGAGUUUCCUCAAAGCAUACUGAGAGGCAUUUUUGUCUGUGCAGGGGUUUAUUUAUUUAUUGUCAUCAUUCCUAUGUUUGUGUUCCCCCUUCACAAAGUGGAGGGAAAUUCAGAGCAUUUUUACCCUAAUCAAUUUCCUUGGAAGUGAGAGGAUGGGAGAUUUAUGGUGCUCUGUACUGGUGUAUUUACAGAUUUACAGGUUCAGCAAGUAGGACAGAGGUCAGAAGCAAACAUGCAGUCCAUGUUAGUAUUAUAAUCACGUCUAAGUAUUGCUUUCCAGCUGCACACAAACACACACACACACACACACACACACACACAACAUCAAUUUCAGUACCAACAUACUACCACCCAAAUUAAGAAAUCUCAUUAAAUUAAAUACAAAAAUAAAAUCUAUACAAGGUUAAAAUGGCAGUUUAGUGAAAGAAAUUAUAUUUUUGUUUUUAGAUUCAAGAUGGGGAAACUGUUGACCUCCAGAUGGUAAUGGACCACAACUCCCAUCAGCCCUGGUCAUUAGCCAUGUUGACUUGGGCUGAUGGAAGCUGGAGUCAAAAAACACCUGCAGGGCCAGAUUCCCCAACACUGCUUUAGGCAAUGUACAUAUAUGUUGCAGCAGGCACCAUCUUAAAAGAGAUAUUCACUCCUGUGUGAGAGUGAAGAGGGGAAUGCUUUUUAAUAUAUGCAUCUGAUCGAUCAAUCACUUAAGGGUUGCAACACCAGUACAAAUGGACGUAACUGGCAUUCCAGAUGCUUGAAUUAGCCAUUUUCUUUGUAAGCCCGCCUUGGAAAGAAAUCUCAAAUUUCCUUAUUCAGUAAGCAACCAGAAGGGAGGCUCACGAGGGAGGGGGAAGACUCAGAACAAAAGCUAGCGAUAUAUUUGCUCAUUCAACAGUAAGGAUGCAAAUCGAGUCACUGUGCAUACAAUGCACACCCCUGACUUGGCUCUCAUCACUGUUGAUUUGGGGAUAUUUAAUUCUGAAAGCAAAAUUGCAUGACUUCUGUCUAGUUAUAUAUCCCACAAGCCAAACUGUUUGUCCUCCAGGUGAUUGCCAUUGUCAUGGAUGUUUUCACGGACCCCGACAUCCUCUUAGAUCUGUAUGAUGCGGCACUCAGGCGCCGAGUCCCCGUCUACAUUAUUCUCAGCAGAGAGCAUCUUGCCUCCUUCCUCACCAUGGCUGAGAAAACGUGCCUUAAUGUCCGUCACACAGAGGUGAGAUGGGGAGGGCUUUGGUUCUGUACAGGUCUUUCCACCCCCAGAGGCAGAGGCAGCUGCAUCUCAGUUGACUCUCACCUCCUGUGCUUUCCAAAAAAACAAGGAAUCACUAGCAGACUUUGCUAAAAUAAUAGGGGCAAAGGUUGGUUUGUGGUGCCUUUGGAAUGAGGUCCCCAAGGAGGUGCAUCAGAAGGGAUACCGCCAUUACUGUAUUAUUAUUCUUUAGAUACACAGUGCAAACCUGUAUAGUCUACUCAGAAGUGAGACACGCAGAAUUCAAUGGGGCAUACUCUUAGGUAACUGGGUACAGGAUUCCAGCCUCAAAAGAAGCAGCAGCAGCAAAGCAGGUAUUUUUUAAUUGGUUUGGGGGGAAUUCUAGGACCAGUUCCUUACUCAAGUUGGGUUUUUGUAAGUGGGAUGCAAGCAUUCCUUUUGCCCAGAAGUAGUGCAGGAAAACAGUGGAAGCUAGGGGUGCCUGGCGUGCUCUGGUCCAUGGGGUCACAAAGAGUCGGACACGACUGAACAAUGAAGUGCAGGGAAAAUGUAGUGGCUGUUUCUAUAUAAUUGUUCAACCCCUUUUUAGAAUCUGAGAGUCCGAGUCAUCCGGGGUUGCACUUUUCAAAGCAGACAGCAGAAGCAGGUCACAGGGACCGUGAAGGAGAAAUUUGUCCUGGUUGACGGGGAAGUCGUGAUCACUGGCAGCUACAGGUAAGGAGUUCUCCUUACCUCUUCUUAAAGAGCAUUUUUGCAGUGCGUGAGCUGCUGCAAAUGGAGCAAAGCUUUAAAGAGUCACACCUGCACUCUUUGAUACUCAGGGUGCCUCUGGACCCAUGUGGGACUCAGAGGCACUUUGGAGAAGGGAUGGGGGAGGGAAUUUGAUUCAGUUUGCAUUGAAAGUCAAACUUACCUAAUUUGCCCUUACCAAAACACAGGCAGCCUUCAAAAUUCACACUCCUCUGAAUUUUCUCCAGACAGUAAUGUAUACAAAAAGUGCACAUUGUACUGCAAAGUGUGUAGAUAAAUGCAGGCGUUUGGAGAAAUAAGAUAUAAAAAUGCAUUACAUUAGGCAAAACUUUUUUGCAAAAAUGUGUACAUCAGGCAAAAUUGCAUACAAAAAUGUGUAUAUUGAGAUAAAUUUGCAUUUAAAUUCUAAUGAAUCUUCAUAAGGACUUUAAUAAACAUAAACAUAAUAAACUGUUGUAAACUAAGAGGCUGACAGAUUCACCCAUCCCCACUCUGAGAAGCUAAAGUUGGCAGCUGCAGCUGUUCUGAGCUUUGCUCCAUUUGCAGAAGUGAGCCUGCUAUAGAAAAUGCAUGGAGGGGACUGAAGGCUACUUUGGCACUGUUGCUUGGGAAAGGGAAGGGGCUACAAGGUCCUGCACCUAUGCCUGGUGGUUUGGCCUUAGUGGCUGCACUGGAGAAAGUGUCCCCAUCAUGCCUCUGGAGUGAGGAACCUUUGGCCCUCCGGAAGUUCCUGAACUACUGCUCCAUUGGUUAUGCUUGCUAAGGCUGAUGGGAGUUGUAUGUGGAGGGCCAAAGGUUUCCUACGCCUGCUCUGAGUGUAUUACUCCAAGAUUGGAAGCUGCCUGAGACCAUGUUUUGGCUUCCACACUUUGCCUCUUUCAAGUUAAGGGGACCCACAGAGUACAUCUUGUCCAUGGGCCCUUAAAAUCUGGAGCUGGCAUGGAUGUUGCACCCUCCCCCAUUUCUUUCCUGGAAUAAUUGCAUCUCAUUCUAUUUUCAUGCUACAUACUCAGCUCCUGAUCCCCCUAUAAUUACUCACAGUGAAGACUGCCAGACUCGGUAGAAAACUAGUGUUACCACCUUUUGUAGAGGCAGCCUCUGUGUCUUUAACGAGCCACAUGACAGGCAAGAAUACAACAAGCGAUGCUUUUUGACAGCACACUGCUGGGGAAUGCUGCCUCUGCUCUGUUUCUGCCUGUCAUACACAUGUUUAAUGUGUUAAAGAGCCUCUCUUUGCAUGGCAGAAAAGAUGGCAUCCCAUAUAGGAGAUGGAUCUCUGUGACUACAACCUCCCACGAGGGGUUGAUGCAUGUCUUGGGGCACGAAAUACCUGCCACCGACAAAGCGUCCUUCUCUCAGGGACUUCAAAUUACAUCAUAUGAUUUAUUGUUUGUUUCAGUGAAACUUUAGUAUUUGUUUUGAUGUGACUGGAAAUACGGCCUUUUCUGCUUUAGUUCUCAGUUGUCAGCAGAGAGAGCCUGUGACGGUGCUGAAAUUCAGCUGGAUUUGGGCCAGGGAUUUGGGAUUAUUACUUGACAGGACUCCUUCCUAAUUGGUUCCAGGACUUGCUGGCAUCCAUUAGCAGAUUUCCUAGAGAGUGACAACUCAGCCAUAGUUCAAUCUUUAGUUUCAGCAGAAACUGAUUCAUUUCCUAGUUUCUUCCACAUUUCACUCAGCUCUAAACCACAGAUGGUGCUUAAGAGCCCUAAGAGCCCAGGAAUUAAGGCACUGUAUCUCAUUUCUCAUGGACACAGUGGUGGCUGCUGCCCAUUGGAGCUGGUUGCGCAGAAGGCAAGGAGGCCAGCAGCAGGUGGCAGCAGAGCCAGCAACAAGCAGAACAAAAUGAUUCUAGCUUUGCUGAAUUUAGGUAAAACUAAAGCGGAGGAGGGCAGGAUGCGAGUGGCGCUGUGGGUUAAACACAGAGCCUAGGACUUGCUGAUCAGAAGGUUGGCGGUUUGAAUCCCCACGACGGGGUGAGCUCCCGUUGCUCGGUCCCUGCUCCUGCCAACCUAGCAGUUCGAAAGCACGUCAAAGUGCAAGUAGAUAAAUAGGUACUGCUCCGGCGGGAAGGUAAACGGCGUUUCCGUGCGCUGCUCGGGUUUGCCAGAAGCGGCUUAGUCUGUAGACAAACACCGGCUCCCUCGGCCAGUAAAGCGAGAUGAGCACCGCAACCCCAGAGUCAUCCGCGACUGGACCUAAUGGUCAGGGGUCCCUUUACCUUUUACUAAAGAGGAGGAAGCUGACAGUCAGGACCAACAUCUGGGGUUGUUGUAUAUAGGCAGGCAGACAGUGGGGAACUGGCUGAGGGGAGGCUGAGGUUGGUGAAGCAGUACCACAUUUGCCCUACACUGCUGCCUGGUCUUCUAUAUAUGGUGAUACUUCCACAAUGUGUUGUUCUCCUUCCUUCUGUAAUGUCAUCAAAGUGAUGUCACCACCUAUGACCUCAAGAGGCUUAAACUGGAAGUCCUCCAUGGAAUCUGCCAAUGAGCUUUUGGCAUCCAUUGUGAUGCUGCUGCUUAAGCAGCCAUCAAAUUCUGCUAGACUGAUGCCCAAUGUUCAUUCUAUCCCUUGAGUGGGUCAGAGUUGCAGGACUGGUGAUUUAUUGGUACCACAUGCUUCGUAGACAGAGAAACACAAGAGUUAGGACCUGGUUUUGGAGCUUUGUGUACUGAGUUACUGAAGCUCAAAAAACCCCCAGCUGACACUGACUUUCUGGGAAUCCCAUGCAGAUCAAGCAAAAUAUUUGUUUUGAAGCUGCAGGGCAUGGAGUAUCUCCACUGGAGGCCAAACAGUCAUAAGGACUUUUGAGUUAUGAGUUCAUCAGUGAGGACUUUCAUUUCUGGAACUAGGAGAUCUAAAGUGGUCUUUGUGAUUUGCUCCUGGAAAGAAAGCUGCUAUUUGGGAAGCACAGACUGAUCUGACAUUGUAGCUCAUUUCCAAAGCUGUAAGCUUCCUCUGUGUAAGAUUCCUGUAUCUCAAGAAAAGCCAGAUCUACAAAAUGUAAGGAAUCUGGUUUAGUGAUGAAUAAAGUCAAGCUGGGUAGUAGUACUAUUGGUUUUUGAAAACCACACGGUAGAGAAAACCCAGGUUAAGAGCUUCCUUUGAAAGAAGAGAAAGCUGGGAUCCAACCUGUUGAAAAAACAAGUUUCUGCGUUUCAGAAAACCUGCAGCCACCAGCUGAGAAUUUUUUUCUUUUCUGGAAGCAGGAAAUCAAGACUAUUCAUUUUAUUGGAAAACAGGGCUUGAAAAACAAGACAACUCUACUUCUGAAUUCUCUGAAGCCACAAAAAAGAGAGGUGGAGAAAUAAAAUAAAUCAGCUGGUGGAGAGGAUUUUAGAAGGUUACGAUCAUCUUCAUUUCUGUUACUUAGGAAAUAACUCUCUUAUUCUCAAGCAGCAAGUGAUGAAGCAUCCUGUGCACUUGGGCCUUGUAUAUCUUCUGGUCUGUGUGCUGCCCUCCAUAUUUUCCAAGGAAUGCUACUUUUGUGACAUCACUGCCUCAGCCAAAUGCCCAGGCACCAAGAUGAGUUGUGCCGAAGAUGAAGAUUGCUUUGUGGGUCAAGGAGCUGCUUUGGGGGUAUCAAUGAUCCAAAACAAGGGUUGUACUCGCUCCAUCAACUGUGGCAAAGAGCAACCUGUUGCCCACAUGGGGGUAACCUACAGUUUGGUCACCAACUGCUGCCAGGGAAAUUUGUGCAACGCAGCUCAGUUUCUGAAAGCCCCUCCUCUUUUCCUCCAGCUUGCCCUCCCCACCAUUCUUGUGCUGGGUCUCCUCUGACUUUGCAAGCAAUAAAAUCCUUCACAUGCUUUUGAAUGUUGAGUCCUUGUGCCUGUGGUAUGAUGGUGCGUCCCAACCCAGAAAUGACUGCAUCUAGGCAGUUGUGUGAAAAAUAAUGGCGUAUCUCACUUCUCCCUUACACUAAUAAUUCAGCAGCACUAUUGGGAUGCCGAAAAGAGUUACCCGAGAAUUCUCUAGCACAGCACAAUCCAUCCUGAACAUGUAGAUACCAUGUUUAUGGCUCAGUCCUCUGUGUCCAUUAAGACAUCACAGUUUGUUCCCUGUGGUGGCUGCAGCAGAUUGCUGUGUGGAACGAUGCCACCUCUGCAGUCUCCCAAGUUCAGGCACAAUUUCUCCUCGUCGCUUUUUGAUGGCAAUGAAUCACGCAGCCUGCAAUAUAAUCCUAACUCUCUGCCUCCCAGAGUUUGGCUUGGUGGAUUUAUCCUCUGCCCUACCAGCUGCACGCUUCUUCCUCCCUGGGUUCAGUUUUGCACUCUGAACCUCUUUGUAUGCAGCCUUCCGUGAGGGUCUGAUUGAGGUCUGCACAUCUCACGAGAAGGAGGAAGUCCCUUGCUUUUUAGAAUACAUGGGAUUGGAGUACCACAUGGGGCAGGGUCUCUCAGGAGACAUACAUGUGUGCAACUCUAAUUCUUAUGUGAGCAGAUGGCAAGACAACAGUGAAAAGCUUGCCUUUUUAAAAUAAUAUUUUAUUGGUUUUCCAAAAAUAACAACCCCCCCAAACAAUACAAAAACAAAGCAAAACAAAUUGACUUCCCUCUAGUCCCUUAUUUGUCAACAUGCUGCACGUCCAUUAUUAAAUUAUAACAUAUUUAAAUCACUAUUAUCCAUUCACUGUAAAAUUGUUGUUGUUGUUGUUUAGUCGUUUAGUCGUGUCCGACUCUUCGUGACCCCAUGGACCAGAGCACGCCAGGCACUUCUGUCCUCCACUGUCCUCCCGCAGUUUGGACAGACUCAUGCUGGUAGCUUCGAGAAUACCAUCCAACCAUCUCAUCCUCUGUCAUCCCCUUCUCCUUGUGCCCUCCAUCUUUCCCAACAUCAGGGUCUUUUCCAGGGAGUCUUCUCUUCUCAUGAGGUGACCAAAGUAUUGGAGCCUCAGCUUCACGAUCUGUCCUUCCAGUGAGCACUCAGGGCUGAUUUCCUUAAGAAUGGAUAGGUUUGAUCUUCUUGCAGUCCAUGGGACUCUCAAGAGUCUCCAGCACCAUAAUUCAAAAGCAUCAAUUCUUCGGCGAUCAGCCUUCUUUAUGGUCCAGCUCUCACUUCCAUACAUCACUACUGGGAAAACCAUAGCUUUUACUAUACGGACCUUUGUUGGCAAGGUGAUGUCUCUACUUUUUUAGGAUGCUGUCUAGGUUUGUCAUUGCUUUUCUCCCAAGAAGCAGGCGUCUUUUAAUUUUGUGACUGCUGUCACCAUCUGCAGUGAUCAUGGAGCCCAAGAAAGUAAAAUCUCUUACUGCCUCCAUUUCUUCCCCUUCUAUUUGCCAGGAGGUGAUGGGACCUGCUAAUUUUAAACCCUGCUAAUGUAUUAACCUGUGUACAAUGCUUCUGUAUAUAUGCAAUAAACUAAAGAAGAUUGGCAAGUUAAAUUAAUGGAAUAUGCUGAAAUGGCAAAACGGACAAUGACAUUAAGAAGCAGAGACAACAAUGAAUGGAAAAGCUUGCCUUAUAAACACGUCCAGCCCAUUGGUUCAUCCAGCUCAGCGGCUUUACAACAUUUCAGGCACAAGACUUUUCUAUCACUUGCUACCUGGUUCUUCAAACAGAUAUACUGAAGCUGGCCAAACAGGACUUCUGCUUGCUGUUUCUGAUAAAUGUAAUGCUCUCGUCCAAAAUUUUACCUGUGCUGAAGGUAAUUUCCUUCAAUCUCUGGGCACAACUGGAUCAUACUAAGAAAACACACAACUGCAUUUUAAGUUGGCGCCUGUCACUCACAUGGGUCCACUCCACACUGGCACCUCAGAAUUGAAGAUAAAGUUUUGGGCAUGCAUCAGAGAGCACCGCACACAAUACACCAUUUGGGAAAUUACUUGAGAUGCAAAGAUAAGUGUGAAAGGCCAGGAUCAAGUUACACAGAAAAGGUGCAGAGUCCCCACCCCAUUUCAUGGGCAGUUUAACAAUGAGUUGGAUAAACAAUGAGAUGUGUGGUUGGUUUUUAGUUAAUCCUCCCUAAGGACCAAAGACAAGCCUUCCCGGAUCAGACGAAAGGUGUGUCUGAUCUCACAUCCCUUUUCCCACAGUGGCAAGUCAAACCCUUCUGGGAAGCCCGGCAACACAUUAUGAAGGCUACAGCCCUCACCUGUUUCCCCCCAAGCAGAUUGAAAGCCCUACUUCCUCUGAACAUAGAGGUUCUAUUCAGCUGUGACUGCUAAUAAUUCUGGUAGACUUUUUCUCCAUGAAUUUAUCAAAUGCAGGGUAGGGAAGAAGAAGUGACCUUCCAAACUGUUGCUAGACUACGAUUCCUGGAUUUUUUGGGAGGCCACAGUGAGAACUGGAUGCUGGACCAGAUGGGCCAUUGGCCCAUUCUAUGUUCCCAUCAUCCUGGACCAUUGGCCAUUUGGGCUGAGGUUGAUGGGACUUUGAAUCCAACAAUAUCUUGAGGGCCAAAGGGCUGCGCUUCAUUUUAAAGCCAUCUGAGCUAAUAGCCAUCACCGCACCCUAUGGCACUGAAUUCUACAAAUUAAUUGUGCAUUGGGUGAAGACAUAUUUAUGCCUGUCUGUCUUGAAUCUACUUCUCAUUCAUUUCACUGGGUGACUGAGUCCUAGCAUCACGAGAGAGGGAGAAAAAUUCUUACCCACACCAUACAUAAUUUUGUAAAUCUCUGCUAUGUUCUUCUUAGUUACCUUUUUUCUAACCUCUCUUUUUCUAACUUCUCAUUUCUAACCAUCUUUUUUCUAAUCUCUGUAUUGCUAGUUAUAGCUCUUUGUAGCACUGAGGUUCGGUAUAGCAAAAUGAAUGCAGUGUCAUGGCUGGAACACUGGGUUUGGAUGUGGGAAAAACAUGUCUAAGAUAUUCCCAUUUGGCCAUGAAGCUCAUGGCUUGGCAGGCUGAUACCUAAGCCUGAUCUACCUCACAGGUUGUUUUGAAGAUAAAAUGAGGAAUUUCUAUGUAUGUUGUCACAAUACUUUAGAAGCAUUUUGCCUCCUAAACAGUAUUACUGAAACCAUUACAGACCACAGUUGAGCUGGGGUGCAGAACAUGUUUGAAUGCUAAAAUAUCUCCAUGUAGAAAACCAGCAUAUCAGGAAAGAGAGGCUGCAACCCUUCUCCCUGACAUCUACUUUCCAUGUCCUGUUGCUGUUUUAUUAUAUAUAUGUAUGAGAGCUUUCAGUUCUGAGGUUGCUGGUAUAGUCCAGAAAGUGUUUUCUCACUUUAUAAGUUAGAGUGGUGCUAGCAUCUUCCUAUCCCUUACAAGUGUUCUGGGCCUAGAUACAAAAGACCUUUCACUUCAUAAAUUUGCUACAGGGCGAUGACAAGCAUGUACAAAGUCAAGCACCUCUUGAAUCCAGUCAGAUUAUCUUGAAUCCAGAUUAUCUUCACUACAAACUUCAACUGGCUGAACAGUCAUUAGUUCUCCUUGAGGAACUGUAAGGCAUUGGGGGGUGGGGUGGAGAUUUUCAGCACCUUCAAACUACAAUACCCAGAAUUCUGUGGGUUAAGCGAUGAGAGUUAAACUGGCAUGAAGCUGACAAAUCCUGAGAUGUAGAUAUGCCCUUAGGGCACCUCUAGUUUGGUCACACAUGUCCCCCCAAAAAGAGAAAAUGCAACACUAAAAAAGAAAGCAUAUCAUAUGCAAAUGUAUAAGUUUAGAUGCAAAUUUAGAAAUAAUUACUGUAAUUAAGACAAAAAUACAGUGGUAUCUUGGUUUACGAACUUAAUCCACUCCGGAAGUCCGUUCUUAAAGCGUUCUUAAACCAAGGGGUGCUUUCCAUAGCAGUGGGGAACUCAAUUUACAAAUGGAACACACUCAACAGGAAGCGGAACGUGUUCUGCUUUCAAGGCGAAAUUCACAAACCAAAACACCUACUUCCAGAUUUUGCAGCAUUCUUAAUCCAAGUUGUUCAUAAACUAAGCUGUUCUUAAACCAAGGUACCACUGUACAACACAUCUCCUUGUACAGUAGUAGGGAUGACUGAGCAGGGUUGCUAAAACUGUGGAUGAAAGACUUCAAGGCCCCUCCUGCUCUCCCUUCUUAGGGUUCUUUCUCCUUAAACCAGACUUACAUCAGACAGCACUUCAAGCAGAGGACUCUCCUCUGUACACAGCAGGACAUAAAGCCACCCUAGCUUCCAGACUGAGCUCAAAUAGCAUUGUUAUACAAUGGUCCCGGGGGUCUGUCCAAGCCGCAAGUCUUUUUCUGAGGUCUGGCUUUCCUCCCCAUUCCCCCUUUCUACCUGCCAUUCUACCUGCCCUCUUGAUUUGCCCAGGGGCAUUCAUUUUAGUUGCAGUACAUACAGAAGCAACCUUCUUGCCAAUCGACUGCCGGUGAGGCCAAGCAUUCAGUGCACACACUGAGGUCAGAAAAUCCUGUUGCUGGCUCAUAGCUCAGACAGCCAGAGCUUGUUUUUCUCCCUCUGAAAGACAGCCUAAAUUACCAUAUAUAAAUCAGCAUACGCAAAUUUGCAUCAGAGACCUGUUUCCCAGGUCUUUCAAGGACCUAGAAAUGUCCUUGUUGAGCUCCCCAUGGAUACAAAGUAAGCAUGGCUUGUCCAUUAUUGUGUCAUUGGAAUCUCAGCUUUUUGGAUUUUCUUAUAUUCAUAAUUCCACACAAAGAGACGGUAGUUGCCCAAAAUGUACAUGAUCAGUGUUCGAAACUCCCGUUGUUCUAGGCGCAUUUUGUGGCAGGGAAUUUCAUUAGCGCAAGCAAUUUCUGAGUUCUGGGCACAGUACUGCGCCUAAGAUUUCAGAUUGAAACUGCCGAGUGGAAGGAAAGGAAGACCUUUUUCUGCCUCUCCACUUCCAGCUACUCUCUGAAGACUGGAGAAAAGACCCUCUUAAGAAUAUUAGGGAGUGCGCAGGGGAAGGACUGGAGCAUGUGAAAAAUGAACGUAAUAUUUUAGCUGCAGUUCAUUCAUUUUCAGCUUUGUAUUCUUGUUAUAAAAAAGCGCGCCUAGACAUUUCGUUGUUGUGCCCAUAACCUAGUUUUAAGGGGCCAUUUAGCUCCAAGCUUUCAUAUCUCAGUUUCUAACACUGCACAUGAUUCAUGGGUAAAACCCCUUUCUUCUCAACAGCUUCACGUGGACAGAUGCUCGCUUGAACCGCCAGCUGGUCACUCAGCUUACAGGAGAAGUGACAGGGGCAUUUGACCGGGAGUUCCGCAUCUUAUAUGCUGCCUCUUGUCCCCUGCCAGCCCUUGAAAUUUCACCUAGACUCCAGCCUGCUUCGAGCCUGGCUCCAUUACCAAGUACCAAUGGGCCAGAUAUCACUCCGUACGUCAGCGUCCUGGAUGGGGUGCAGCUGUCCAACCGCAUUGCAGAGCGACGCUCCGUGGCCCCUCAACCCGUGGCCAAGAGCCACGCUGGAGAGUGGGAGUUAGUAUUGGCCUCCCCUGCUACAGCGGAAGACCCUGUGCUACCCACCCCACCUCCAGAGGUGUCUAUUCGAAACAGACUGGGAGCAUGGCGUGGCACAGACCUUUCAGGAGGGGGCCUGCACGGAGCCCCCGAUGGGCAGAAUGCUCUUAGCGAUAUACUUAGGAACGUACAGCGGACUCGGCUUCCAGCAGCCAAGACCACAGGGGCUCGCGCUAGUAAGUCCCUGUGGGACCUCAGCCAGAUCUCCGGAACCAGCACAACAGGAAGAGGAUGGAAUGGGAUAGACUCAGCAGAAGAAGCUAAGGUAAGCAUUACCUAUAUUUCCCAACUCUAGGACCCGGUACAUUCUAGAGUGGCCACAUAUCUUGGGAGGGAAACGCAGCCAAUACUAUAAAGCUAUACAUUAUACUGUUACACAUUACCCCAAUUGGCCAGUGGCAAGAAAUUCCAUGGGCUCCAAGCGCUUUCCCCAGGCUUCAGUAUCCUUGGAAUGGAGAUCAGGAGAGACUAUGGUGUCUUUGGGAUAUGUGGUUUUAUUUACACAUAUAUACAACCUGAGCAAAGGAUGGAGGGGCUCGCAGAACCCACACCCCAACUGAUCCUGCUUCUCCUUUAGGUUAGUAGGGAAACCAAGCCCAUCACAGAGCAGUCUUGUGUCUGUAUUCCCAGCUUCUGGCAUUAGCCCAACUCGCACACAACAACAACCACUCUCUUGUACACAGAAAAGGGUCACCCAUUUGUCUCUAAGGUAACAACAACAACAAUUUUAUUAUUUAUACCCCGCCCAUCUGGCUAGGUUUCCCCAGCCACCCUGGGCAGCUUACAGAAUAUAUAAAACAUAAUAAAGCAUAAAACAUUAAAAACAGAGCACUGCAGCCAUGUGAGAGGGGCCUCAUAGCUGACUGGGGAUUUGAUGCCAGGUCUCUCUGUCCGAUCCUCUGUCCGCUUCACCACACCAUUUCUCCACUGGAUACAAGACAGAAACAAGACAGGAGAUUAGGGUUCUUUGGGAAGUGGAUGUCCUGUGCAUUAGAGGAAAGGAUCCUGGGAUCCUUUAACCCUCUUAAAUUAAAAACACCAGAAGUAUAUCCUAUUCAAGUAUAUCCUUGAAUAAGAAGAGGCUGUUUCUAGGCGUGUGCAGAGUGUGUUUAUUGUAUCAUUAGGGUUAGGGGUCAAGGCUUUCUACACUUGAGCCUUCUCAUCUUAGAAACUGAACACUGCACAGCCCCAUUUAGUACAUAUGCUCCAAACCAAUUAUUUCCAAGUUCCUUUCCUAAGAACCCAGUCUCCAUCCCACAGUACAUCUAAUUCUCAUCUACAUCAUCUUUCCUGUUCUGUGUCCCAAGAGAUAUCUGAAGUGUAGUCCACAUUUGAUAGCGGGCACUGUCAUUGCUGAAGGCCCCACAGCGCAGUAUUAUUGCAGUUGUAUUGUACAUUCUCCACCACCUGUCCUCUUGAUGGCUGGACAGGUUUUGCACCCCACUCCCCCAACCCCAACCAUCUAAUAAAAAUCUGCCUUGCCUACGUGGCACUUGAAACAGAGGGCUGGCAUGCAACUCACAAGUAGGUAUCCCGGACUAACACAUCAAGUGGUAAUGUUUAUAAACUGCAUUUAUAUCCCACUUCUUUUUCAAAGGAGCUCAAGACGACGCAUGUGGUUCUCCUCCUCCUCACUUAAUCCUCACAAAACCCUGCGGAGUAGGUUAGGCUGAGAGGCAGUGACCAGCCCAAGGUCACCCAAGUGAGCUUCACAGCCAAGCAGGGAUUUGAACACUAGUCUCCCAGGUCCUAGUCCAACACUUUAACCACUAUACCACACUGGUAGGCUUGCAUGCCUACUCAAUAAGGGACUGCCUUGAGUUGCCCCCACCCCAUCUUUCAAAUUAAGAGACUGGAGCUCUUCCUUGUAAGCAGAUCUACUCCUAAAGCAGCCGGGUAAGAAGCCAUAGUAAUUAGGCAGGUGCUUGAUCCCUCUUGCAUGUUGCUUGACAAGAAGGGGAAAAUACAAGAGGGCAAUGAGCCUGGCGGCAGCCCAAGUCCAUUUCAGCCAGAUCCUUUUUUCCGGCAGACCUAUUUUUAGAUGUCGCAAUAAACUUCUCUGUUGCCACAUGCAUUUCAUGACUUUUUACUGUGAGUAACCUUCACAUUCCUUUCAGAACCCAGCCUGGCCAGCGACUGGCUCUCAGCAGCAGGAACAAGAGGGCAGUACAUACAAUGGCCACUAUGGUCUUCGUUCUAGCUGGCCCUCUAAUUGCACAGUUUGCACCUACAGCAGCAUUACAUGGCAGAGGGUCUCUUGGGGAGAGACUUGGUGGGGUAGGUGCCAGGGGAACUUAGCUCUCUCCCUGCCCCCCUUGUUGAUUAUCCUGAGUCUCUUCUUCCUGUUUUCUCCAGAUCUGUUCUAAGAUUAGGGAUAAACACAGUUGUGGGGAGGGGAGAAUAACCUGGGGGAGGGGUUGUGGGGGAGGAUUAAGCACCUUUCUCUUACCUGCCCAUUUGUCUCUGCAACCCCCACCUGCACCAGACAAAUUAUAAGCUUGCUGGUCUGCCUGCAAGACUUUCACUCAGGGGCGACACAGCAAAACCCAGACACCUGCCCCCCAUGUUAACAGCCACUGUGGAAAGAUGCAGGAACCAAUUUCCAGAGGGAGAUUUGGUUUUCCCUCCCCAGUGUUUCUUUCUGUGAGAGAAAACGCAUUUGGUUUUCAAGACAUUCCUUUUGCUGUGCAGUCUAAACUCCGACUCCCUUGCGAAUCAACAUUUCGGUAGUAAUUUAGGUUUCCAUGGGAACAAAAGUAUUCAAUAUUCUCUGAUCCUGCUUUGUGCUGCAGGAGGUCAAAGUGUACAUUUCUGUAAAUCCACGCCCUGGAAAAAGCCGUGAUGAUCGCUUCUAGUCACUUUGGGGACUCGAGCACUGUUUUCCCCAUGAAGUCUGGAUGGUUUUAAAACAAAAAAAGUUUUUGUUCUCCAUCAAUUCCAGAUGUUUUGUUCUCCAUCAAUUCCAGCACUCAACAUUCCCUCAGACAUUCCAGUUGCUACAGAAACCAGUUCCUGAUCUUGAGUCCUGGUUACUGUGGGAACCAACUUGUUCUGUCCCGCCCCACAACCUCCCCCCCCCCCAAAGCUUCCCAUGGCUGGGUAGGAUCAAUAUUUUGAUUUCCAAUCACAAAGGGGUGUUGAAUAUAUAAAUUUAAAGGUACCAGAUAAGGUUGGAAAAUUAUAAAUAAUACUGUUCCCUUAAAACAAAGCAAACCCAGUCAUUUCAUUUACAGGAUAGUGAGGAUAUCAAUUCCCUUACAUGAGAGCAUUUUCAUGUUGUCAGAACACCCCUGAGGUUACACUUUGUCACAGAAAAAUAAAUUAUGCAUGUCCCUACUUCCUAACCAAAAUCAAGUUUCUGAAGAGGCCAGCGGCCCAGUAGGUACAUGGUGAUUGUGUAAGGAUAGAGCCAGGGUGCUUGAAAACAGCCCUAAAAGGUUAUGACUUCCCCAAGGCCUACUUGUAAGCCUCUGGCUGAGAUGGGACUUUGUCCUUAGCAUUAUAGCAUUUCCAAGUGUUCAAAGAAUGUCACAUACAUUUUUGUAAUCAUUGCAAUGGCCCUGAAAUGAUGGGCCAGCAGCAUCCUUAGAUUGCAGGGAUUGGGGUGGGGCUGAGUGGGGUUUGGCCAGAGCCACUUGAUGAGGCCAUAUUUGAAAGUGAGGCCUUCCCAAAUCAUGGCUCAACCUCUGCACCACAACUGUUUUAUUUGACAGACUUGGUGACUUUAACAGCUGGCCAACAGGUGGUAAAAACAAGGUGUGGCCUUGCUUUAAUUAACAAUGCUUGGCCUGUUAAAAUGUGGCAACCUUAGAUUUCAGUCCCACACACAGACCAAACACUAGCUCUUAGCACUUUCUGGUGGCCAGAAAAGUGGCAGAUAUCAUCUUGGUACUAUUAAAGAGGGAAGAGUGGGAAGCAGACUAAUCUGACCCACAAACCUCGUUGAAAAGGAAAUGCCUGGUUAUUAUAGGAUGACAGAUUAUAUUCCAUAAUGAGAACGGGUAAUGGGCAUCUUCUGCCUUGAGUACUAAAUUGUGUUGAGCAGACCCUGCUGGUGGUACCCAGACCUCAGCUCCUAUGUCCCUGUUUUCAUUUUUUUUAAGAAUAAUUUUUUAUUAACCGACCAAUCACAUCAAAUCAAACCAAAUUACAUAAAUUCCAAAUUACAGAGCCGAAUUUUAAAUUUUUGUUGGCGGUACCCAUAUUUCAAGUUCCGAAGGGAUCCAAUCAACUUCUUGCUUCUUACUGCUGUUUUAAUGUCCACAAAUCUAACCUUAUGAUGUUCACAGUACUAUCCAGUCCUUUCUUAUUAUUUUUCCACAUCUCUUGUUGUUAUUUUCAUAUAUUUUUCCUUUCUCUUUGUGACCUCUGAUAGUCUCCACAAGCUGGUUAGAACAGUUUGUAAUCCUGCGUGGAUAUUAUUUUUUUUAUCCAGUAGCCAUAUCCAGACAUUUUCCAUAUAACAUCACUUCCAUACAUCAAAACAGUCUUAACGUCAUUAAUCUUCACCAAUCUGCCUCCUUUCUCAAAACCUCUGAGGAGAUUCACUAGGAAUGCAGUCUGAAAACAAAUCCGUUCUUCCUCCCGGCUGUAAAUCCUUUGGCAAGAUGACGACUCCGAAUUAAUUGCUGCGCCAUUCCCAAAAGCUCUUAUUGCUUCUCGGUCUCCAUAAAGCAUACUGUUGGUUAAAGUUUAUCUCCACACAGACCUUAAUCAUCCUGCUUGGGUCAGUUCAACCGACGGUUCUAAUGAGGAGGGGUUCUUGUAAAUCACAUAGAAGGAAAGUAAAAAAGGUUCCCCCCCCCCAUUCAGCCCCUUGUCAACAUACCCCACCUUUGGUGUAUCUUCAUCAUAAAAUAUUCCUGUUUCUCCAGCCCGUCGUCUUCUUUCGCAGAGGUCACUUAAAUUAGCAGACUUCACUCCCCUUCUUCACUUGAAAUAUAUGCAUUUGCUUCUUUUGUAAUUAAUUAUUCCAAAUUGCUGCAACUAGUGCGCGAUCAGAGACAGCGUCCAGGAGAGCCAAUGUCCACACGGGGGCAUUCUGCCUAGGGCCCUCACCCCCUUCUUUCGAAUUAGGGGGUGAUUUAUGGGCACAGCAGGCAAGGGCAGUGUUCCCCAUUUCCUUGGGGCAACAAGGGAGGUCCUAUGUCCCUGUUUUCAUAGGGUGCCUGGUUGCCACCGGCAACAGCUGGGCACAGGACAGGAGGCAGGUCCUAGAGCAGAAGAUUCAAGGAAGCAUUAGGCCUACCUCUGGAGUUUUUGACAAAUUGGAUUGAUAGAAAACUCUGCCUCCUUUGCCUUUGAGCUUGGGUGAACUGCUGUAGACAGCACCUUCGGUCAAUAUUGAUCAAGGCUACACCUAUGAUAGGGAGGGAGAACUCUAGAAUGACGAGCCUUAGAAGCAUGAAGGUCCCUCUGUACUUAUCAGCUAGGUUCCUCCCUCCAAACCCUGAAUGUUUUUAUGCAGGGCAGCCAGCCAUUGAACAGGUAAGGCUUUCCCCAUGCCUUGUGCCAGGAACAGUAAAGGCGCAGUCACCUUGUCAGGGAAAAAAGAAGUUGCUCUCCUCCACUUGAACUUCACACUAUUUGUAGAUAUAGUGCUUUUAGGUGCAGUAGUAUGUUUGAAGUCAUGUUUUUAUAACGUUACAUCUUGUAACUUUCAUAGCUUUAAUAUUAAAUGAUUUGGAGAGAAUCAUGAAAGGAGCAUAACAAUAUUGAAAAUACAAAUUCAUCCUCCCCAUUCCCCCACAGCUUCCUCAUCUACCACAAAUUCGCUUCCUCUUUCCUGCAGCUAUUGUGCCUAGCAGUCUCCACAGGGAAUCUAGGAACAUCAACACCAUAAAUGUUAGAACUCUGCCUCAAAUUCAGGAUUCUCAUAGGCAGUGAUUAAAUUUCUAAGUAGAGAAGAGUUAGGGUUUAACCAUACCUGGAAGCCAAACAGGGUGAAACAGAAGCCCUGCCCCUCAACUUAGGAUCUGUAGAUGCAGAUGGUAGUGGGAGAAAUUACUUUGUACAUGCUCAGAAGCUGCAUCUUUCUACUAUUUCACAUAGUUCAGAACAGAUACGGGGGUGGAGGGGCUCCUUGAUAAGACCUGGUUGUAAUUCAUGUGGUUUGCCAAGAUGUUCAUUUCAUUUUUAUCAGCAAGUAUGUUUUUGAUGGUUGUGGAGAACACCAUGAAAGAAGCUAGGCCAUGUUGCAAACCCAGGUUCUCUUAACAAUAAGAACUAGAAAUCUAUGUCUGAAGAGGAGUUCUACAAUGCAUGGCAGGUACUGCCUAUUUUACUUGUACAUGAGCUUGCGCACACAACAUCACACCGGUUCUUAAGUCUGAAGUGUUGUUUUUUCCCAACCUUUCCACAGAAAUGGGGUUACCAGGACACACCAGCAAGAGAGCUGAUGAAACAGCGAGGGACUGGCUAUGCCCCAGAAGAACCAAGGAUGCCGGUUUACCUGGCACCUGGGCGUAUGACCCCUUCCUCUGGCUACUUGCCUCUAGGAAGACUACAAGGACAGCUGUAUCAUAAUCCUGCCAGUACAGGUCUAUCUCGGGCCUGGCCACACCCAGGACAAUUCCAGUACGGCCAUCAGCUACGAUACUGAAGCCUCUCUGAAAAUCUCAAGGCAGGGGGAAAAAAUACUGGGAGGAUAAUCUGGAACAGACUGGAAUAUUUCCUAGAGUUUAUAGAGAGAUGAUUCAUGUGACAGGACAGAAUAGUCAGGGAUGGCUAUAAGACUGGUUUCUAGCUUUUAAUAAAAUAUACUAGGAGACUUUUCUGUCUGAUAAACACCCACCCCAGUGGAGUGCAGAAUGAGACCCUGAACUGUGACAAGCAUGUUUUAGUGAGAUUUUAAGUUUCAUCUGCCAGUGAGGGAAGCCAAACACUUUCCCUUCAAUGCAACUACACUAGAGCGAUUCAAGUUUGUGUAGGAUGAACUGGGAACAAGCAGGAGGUUUGUAAACUUACACUGAUGAGCUGCUCAAGGGAUGCUGGGUGCAGCUACCGAGACACUAAAGAAUAUAUAAACGGUUAUACUAGCGGAAUCUGGAAUUACAUUUCUCCAGCCCUCAAAUCAAUGUUUGUAAAAAUAGAAGACAUUCAUACAGAACAGUUCAUGCUGUGUGUGUGCUUUUUUAAGUUGAACCAUAGACACUAGGUUGUAUUACAAAAAAUCUCCCUCCAUGAUCAAAAUACAGUAUUUCAGCACUGGAUCAAAGCAGCCUGCAGAAGAUGCUUUGACGUUUAAGAGGUUAGACUAAUUGCACUGAACCCCACUGGUUUGGUAAAGGGAAGAGUUUAGAAAGGAAGAGUGACUGUUCCAAGGUUUAUACACACCCAGAGGUUUUGACCCAGGGCAGAUGAUAAACAGCAUGCAAAAGACAUCUUCUGUAAAGUAAAGUAAGGCAAGGAAAUCCUUCCCUCCCUCAUUGGAUCUAGAAAAAGGAAAUGGAAAUUAAAAGAGGGAACUGGAAAGAGAUUCAUACAUGCUUGAACCUAAGCUACAAAAAGGGAGAACAGGCACAACCCAGAUGAUUUAUUGAAGGCCGGUCCAUCUGUGACUAUUACCCAUUUGUUCAAAGGCUCCAGUGUUCUGCCACUGCAAUGUCCUAAAGCAAGUGGGAAGAGAUGCCUGAGACUCAUUGACAAAGGGAAAAAAUAACAUACUGUUGCAUCAUAGAACAAUUUAUCAGCAUGGAUUGAAGUGAAUUAUGGUUGCUAGGAUCCAGAUUCAAGAGAGCUCUCAUCUCUUCAGUUGUUGUGGAGAAGGGAAAAUUCCAGCAAGGUGCAGAUUCUCCAGUUGCUUCGUCUAUGCCGAUAGUGGAAGAGGAGCUUGAGGCAGCAAAAUAUUCGCUCUUGUGCCCCUUUUAAAGGCAGACGAGUCCUUUGAGGGCCUGGAUCUUGUAUCCUGCAGGUAGAACCCCCAGCUUCAUAUUUGUCAGGAAAUCAAGACGCCAAUAAGAAUCUCAGGGUUUGUUUACACUGGACUUGCACCCGUCUCCCUACUAAUGGAGAGCCUCCCACAUGAUGCUGUCCUGCAUCCUUCCCCCUUUAAAUGCAGGGUUUUUCGAUCCUGGCUGUUUUGGACUUUGCAAGGAACACACACACACACACACACACACACACCCUUCCUGCUUGUCUCCCCUCUAAGACAACACUGGGAUGGGAAGGGUCUCAUCUGGAUGCCCCUCCCAUUAUUGGGGAGACAGGCAGGUACAAGUACACAUUUUUUUGCGGCAGUAUGGCCCAAUCCUAGGAUUUCGGAAGCCUUCUUUCAAAGAAAUGUCUGCAUCAAAGGGAAAGCAGUUCUCCAGCACUUAAGAUGCAGGAUAUUUUAUCAUGCAACACGUCUACCCCAUCCCAUCACUGCACCAAUUCGAGUAUUUAGUGCAGUUCAGACUGUGGCUGCACAAAUCUAUUGGCUAGUACCAACGAUUGCAUCACUAAUCAGAGACGCUAUCUUCCCCCACCCUUUUGAUAAAACCAAUAACCCCGAGGGAAGAUGCCCACUGGCUGCAUACUAAGUGUUCCUUACAAAGUAGCACAAAUUACACAGGCUUCCACAAUUCAAGUUAUCUUCCUUUCCCUUACUGUUAAAUAAAUGUUUGGUGUGCU